Messenger RNA from Prunus armeniaca (apricot), 423 nucleotides. NCBI's taxonomy places the organism in Eukaryota, Viridiplantae, Streptophyta, Magnoliopsida, Rosales, Rosaceae. The record is from the annotation of a GenBank genome assembly.
AUGCAAUUCUUAUGCCUUAGACACCCUCAUGCCCAGCCACUUCAUCCUGUGACAUGCAACUUUAUGCCUUCGGCAACCCCUUCAUCUUCGGCACCCUCGUGCCAAGUUCUCUCCCUUCCAAAUGUCCUUCUUACCCAGGGACUUGAGGGACUAUGGGCAGUGCACUAUAUAGCUUGGAAGAUGAACUAUGGCGUUGCUCGGCCAGUGCACUUAAAAUUACAAGUCCCCAACCAAGAAGUACCUUCUUACUCGCAAACUUGGGGGACUGCUGUUGGUACCGUAACUAACCGAGCAACUAGCUUGGCUAGAUCAUCCACGUGCCAUUCUUUGAGAGGUCAUCACCUUAGCCAAAGAAGCAUUACCACAAGUUACAACUCUAAGCAAAGCAAGAGGAGUCCCACAUCGAAAAACUACAAGAAGUGA